GCCUGCUACCGGAAGUGCUGAUGUUUGUAACUGUCGUGAUGGCUUCAAGGUUACUCCGCGGAGCUGGAGCGCUGGCCGCGCAGGCCCUGAGGGCCCGCGGUCCCAGUGGAGUCUCCGUGGUGCGCUCUAUGGCGUCUGGAGGUGGUGUUCCUACUGAUGAUGAGCAGGCCACUGGGCUGGAGAGGGAGGUCAUGCUGGCUGCACGCAAGGGACUGGACCCGUACAAUAUUCUCGCCCCAAAGGCAGCCUCAGGUACCAAGGAAGACCCUAAUUUAGUUCCCUCCAUCACUAAUAAGCGGAUAGUGGGCUGCAUCUGUGAAGAAGACAACAGUGCUGUCAUCUGGUUCUGGCUGCAUAAGGGCGAGGCCCAGCGAUGCCCUAGCUGUGGAACCCAUUACAAGCUGGUGCCCCACCAGCUGGCCCACUGAGCCCCUGCACUAACUCACUCAAAAUGUGAUAUAAAGUUUCUUCUUUCCAAUAAAGACUAGCCAUUACAUUGGCUUCUCCUCCCAUA
This is a messenger RNA of Lipotes vexillifer (Yangtze River dolphin), 514 nucleotides long. RefSeq names its product cytochrome c oxidase subunit 5B (gene COX5B). Gene Ontology annotation, cellular component: mitochondrial envelope; respiratory chain complex IV. The transcript is spliced from 4 exons. Bases 21 to 428 code for a protein of 135 amino acids. The record is from RefSeq and is a predicted model, not a curated record. NCBI's taxonomy places the organism in Eukaryota, Metazoa, Chordata, Mammalia, Artiodactyla, Lipotidae. Gene Ontology annotation, biological process: mitochondrial electron transport, cytochrome c to oxygen.